Molecule: messenger RNA, 1629 nt
Organism: Zasmidium cellare ATCC 36951
Lineage: Eukaryota; Fungi; Ascomycota; Dothideomycetes; Mycosphaerellales; Mycosphaerellaceae
Exons: 5
Coding region: 1-1629 (542 amino acids)
Biological process (GO): transmembrane transport
Molecular function (GO): transmembrane transporter activity
Source: RefSeq, a predicted model, not a curated record
AUGCCUUUCCCAACCCACCACCACCAACACAACCACUCCACGGCCAGCAGCAUCAACAACCACCCGCACCCGCUUCGAUCACACAUCUCAACCCAGGAGGGAUUCGGCGACGGUGCCCGGGUUGGAGGAGGCGGUGGCGAGGUUCCAGUGAGGCCGCCGCUCAGGCCGAUGGUUUCGUUUGGUGAGAUUUCGAUGGUGUCGUACUAUUCGAUGGAUGAACCAAUCUUGGAGAAGGAGUCGAACGGGAGCCGUGGAGGGAGUGAUUGGAGGUUCUAUGGGUGUUUUGCUUGUCUGGCUCUGCUCAAUUUCGUGUGCGACGUUAGCUUUACUGCGUUGGCGACCGCUUUGCCGACGAUCUCGCAAGAUCUAAGCCUCACGGCUGUACAGACCCUCUGGAUAACCGGCUCUCUACUCCUCUCCGCUGCCAUUGCACAACCACUCUUUAUGCGACUCCCUGCCGCCUUGGGCUGCAAAGCAAUACUUCUCUUCGGCAUUGCAGUGUAUAUCACCGGCUCGAUCCUGGCAGCUUGUGCAGAGGACGCAACAAGCAUCAUCGCCGCACGAUCCAUCGAAGGCUUUGGUGUCGGCGCCAUCAUGGUCCUGACCCAGCUUACAUUGAAUCAGAUCGGGCGUGCUGCAUGCUCUGCACCCGCACUGAUCGCUUUGCCAUUCCUGCUUCGACUGCCGUAUGUGGAGGCUGGAUCAAUCUGGCGAAGACUGUUGAAAGUCGAUAUUCUUGGCUGGCUUCUACUCUCUGGAUCGCUUGUAUCGAUUGCCUUCGCGGUGUCCUUGGGCGGCACGGCACACGCUUGGAACUCCUUCAACAUUUUGGUACCCUUAAUCGCAGGCAUGAUCUGUCUCCCGUUAUGGUGCAUAUACAACCGCUACCGAAUCGAAGCGAUCCUUCCGGUCAGCAUCUUCAACAACGCCAGUGCAGCUGCAGCCUGCUUCGGUGCCUUCGCCCACGGUGCCAUUCUGGCGGCCAUCAUCUACCUCGUACCAAUCUUCCUUCAGCUGCAAGGACUCAACGAAUUGGUAUCAGGUGUUUCGCUGGCUCCUUGGACAUUCAGCAUUGUGGCUUUCGGUCUCUUGGGCGGUGCUGUGCAAUCUUUGAGUGGGUAUCGAUGGGCCAUCUGGACCGGUUGGGGCUUUGCGACGCUUGGAGUUGGUUUGAUGAUCUUGUUUAAGGAGUCCACAUCGGCGACCUUCUGUGCACCUAUUGGUCUCAUCGGGGGCAUUGCUCUGGGCUUGCUGCUUCCAAGUCAAACAACAGCCAUCGAGUCGGCUGCAUCAACGGACGACGAAACGAUCCACGCUGCUCCCCUGCACAUCUAUCUCACCACCCUUGGUCAAUGCUUCGGCGUCCUUGGAGGAAGCAGCAUCUUCCUCAACAAGCUCAAGAACGACAUGCUGGGCAACUCAUACCCCAGCAGCAACGCCCUGAACUAUACCAAACACGCAUUCUUCAUGACCGGCCUACGAUCGAACCUGAUCGCCAGCUACACGUCUUCUCUCCGUCCCGUCUGGAUCACCGCCUGCGCCAUCGCCGGCCUGGCUUUCUUCCUGAGUUUCUGGUUCUUGGAGGACCACACGCCUUCGCGGAGGCCCUCACUGCCCGAGUUGGAGUGA